GCCUCCACCUCAGUUUCUGCAGACAUGUCCAGCCUCCAGGAACUGUGCUCUGGUCUGCCCCUCCGACCCCUCCCUGAGAACCGGGGGCGCUGGGCUGGGGUACCCCAUGCUCCAGUUAGGACUCCCGACCUCAGCCCUGAAGAAGAGCAGCUGGCACUCAGGAAUGCCUUGCGCUAUUUCCCACCUGAUGUCCAGAAGCUUUUGGCCCUGGAGUUUGCCCAGGAGCUACGACAGUUUGGACAUAUCUACAUGUACCGGUUCUGCCCCAGCAUCGAGAUGAGGGCCUAUCCAAUUGAGCAGUACCCUUGCCGGACACGGGCAGCUGCAGCCAUCAUGCACAUGAUCAUGAACAACCUGGACCCUGCUGUGGCCCAGUUCCCACAGGAGCUGGUGACCUAUGGAGGCAACGGACAAGUGUUCAGCAACUGGGCCCAGUUCUGGCUGAUCAUGUCCUACUUGUCGAAGAUGACCGAGGAACAGACCCUGGUCAUGUACAGUGGACACCCUCUGGGCCUCUUUCCCAGCAGCCCCUGUGCCCCACGGCUGGUCAUCACUAAUGGGAUGGUCAUUCCCAACUACUCCUCCAGGAAAGAGUAUGAGAAGCUGUUUGCCUUGGGGGUGACCAUGUAUGGCCAGAUGACAGCGGGCAGCUACUGCUACAUUGGUCCCCAGGGAAUCGUCCAUGGCACAGUGCUCACUGUUCUGAAUGCUGGUCGGCGGUACCUGGGCAUCGAGGACUUGGCAGGGAAGGUCUUCGUCACCUCUGGACUUGGAGGGAUGAGUGGGGCUCAAGCCAAGGCUGCAGCCAUCAUUGGAUGCAUUGGGGUAAUUGCAGAGGUUGAUAAAACUGCACUUGUAAAACGCCACCAGCAAGGCUGGCUGAUGGAGGUAACUGACAGCUUGGACCACUGCAUUGCGAGACUCAGGGAAGCAAGGAAAAAGAAGGAGGUACUCAGCCUUGGCUACCAUGGCAACGUGGUGGAUCUUUGGGAGCGCCUUGUCCAUGAACUGGACACAACAGGAGAACUCUUGGUAGAUCUCGGGUCGGACCAGACAUCCUGUCACAACCCAUUCAAUGGCGGCUACUACCCUGUGCAGCUCAGCUUCUCAGAGGCUCAGAGCCUCAUGUCCUCCAACCCCGCUGCAUUCAAGCACCUGGUGCAGGAAAGCCUGAGGAGGCAUGUCUCAGCCAUCAACAGGUUGGCCCAGGAGAAGUUUUUCUUUUGGGACUAUGGUAAUGCCUUCCUCUUGGAGGCUCAGAGAGCAGGAGCAGAUGUAGAGAAGAAAGGAGCCAACAAGACGGAAUUUCGCUACCCCUCCUAUGUCCAGCACAUUAUGGGGGAUAUAUUCUCCCAGGGCUUUGGGCCCUUCCGCUGGGUGUGCACAUCAGGGGAUCCCCAGGACCUGGCUGUCACUGAUCAUCUGGCCACAUCUGUGCUGGAGAAAGCCAUUGCUGAUGGAGUGAAGGCAUCCGUGAAGUUACAGUAUAUGGAUAAUAUACGCUGGAUCCGGGAAGCCGCCAAGCACCAGCUGGUGGUGGGAUCCCAGGCAAGAAUCCUGUACUCAGACCAAAAAGGCCGUGUGGCCAUUGCUGUGGCCAUUAACCAGGCCAUCGCCAGUGGGAAGAUCAAGGCACCGGUGGUCCUGAGCCGUGACCACCAUGAUGUGAGUGGCACUGACAGCCCCUUUAGGGAGACUUCGAAUAUUUAUGAUGGUUCUGCCUUCUGCGCAGACAUGGCCGUGCAGAACUUCGUGGGAGAUGCCUGCCGUGGUGCCACGUGGGUUGCACUUCACAACGGAGGGGGUGUAGGCUGGGGUGAGGUGAUCAAUGGGGGAUUUGGCCUUGUUCUAGAUGGAACCCCAGAGGCUGAGCAGAAAGCCAGGAUGAUGCUCAGCUGGGAUGUCUCCAAUGGUGUGGCACGGCGCUGCUGGUCUGGAAACCCCAAGGCCUAUGAGAUCAUCUGCCAGACAAUGCAGGAGAACAGUGGCCUGGUGGUGACACUUCCCCAUGAGGUGGCAGAUGAACAAGUGCUACAGAAGGCCCUGCGACCCUGAGAAGAGUGAGGGUCCUCUUGAUCCCCUCCUUCCCACUGCCAUCCCACACAGCUCAUUGCCCUCCCCACACUGCACCCCUACGUGGCACUCUUAGUGUCCUACAUAGUGAACCACAGAGGCCUAUCAAGGUGGAGGCACUUGUCUUUGACCACUGGCUUGAGGACAGGGUACAUCUUGUUCACAGACAGGCCCAUAAGCCUGCAGAAGAGUGGACUCCAGCUCAGAUGGGAAGGAACCUUGAAUGCUGGCCAAGCUGACACUAGCCUCACAGGAUUCUCUGUGACCUUCUAAAUGUGCUAUUCAGUCUCCUGUCCACUACUGUGCCCGCACUGCUACCUACCCAUCCCUUGUCUAUGCCAUCACUUCCGGUUCCCGGCAUGGGUACACCAGGUACUUGGUGCUGAGGAGUAUGGGGAAGAUAGACAGGAAAUAAAGACUAAAGUAGAGGUAAGCACAUGGCACAGACUGGGCUAGCAGGAGUGGGUAACAGAGUCUCUAAGUCAAAGUGGCCAGGUGCUACUGCAACAUGUGGAGAAAAGACACAUUUCAGGCCAGCUGUGUGAACAUGAAAAACAGAACCAACCACUUCCAGAGGUCCCUGGGUUGAUCUGGAAUCCUGCAGAAGUUGCAUUAGCCAUAAGCUGAGUUCUUAUACCUUUCCCAUGCCCUGCAAUCCAACCAGACCUACACCAGCCUUGCCUCUGAAACAGGAGCCCUGGCAAGAGAAUUGGGUGGCUGUGUUUCCUCAGACCUUCCCCUGGAAGUUGCCACUACUUUAUAGUGCCUCCUAACCACCAAUACCCAGCUUAGGCCGCCUCCCACUACUAUGCCCUGUGCCCUCUUUUCUAUCUUCACCAGGCCAGCUCUCCUGCUGUGCUGCCCCCUAAGCUGAGGCAGGGCUAUGAGGCAGUUAACUUACAAAGAGGAAAAGGUUGUUUUUGUUUUUGUUUUUGUUGUUUUUGGUUUUUUUUUGGGGGGGGGGGGCUGGCAGUUCUGGAAAUCCUUAUCCAAGAUCAGGAAGUCAUACUGCUUUGGGUCCUGGCAACAGUGGCAAAUGGCAAUGGCAGGGAGCAUAUGGCAGAACAAACUGCUUGUGCCAGGAAGAAAGAGGAGAUGCUUGGACCCAAGUCCUACAUGCCCUCAAGGGCAUGUUCCAAUAUCCUGAAGACCUUCCCCUUGCUCUAAAGUUUCCAUCACCUCCCAGCAUGCCUUUGGAAUAAGCCUUUAGCCCAAUCAGGAGUCAUAGCAGAGGUCGAAACUGGAUUUCUGGUAUUUUGGUCUAUGUUUCUUGCAUAAAAUAAAUAAUUUCUUAAAUCAAAAA
Arvicanthis niloticus (Nile rat) is the source of this 3376-nucleotide messenger RNA. RefSeq names its product urocanate hydratase 1 (gene Uroc1). Lineage: Eukaryota; Metazoa; Chordata; Mammalia; Rodentia; Muridae. Gene Ontology annotation, molecular function: urocanate hydratase activity. Gene Ontology annotation, biological process: L-histidine catabolic process. The record is from RefSeq and is a predicted model, not a curated record.